Molecule: messenger RNA, 1469 nt
Organism: Rana temporaria (common frog)
Lineage: Eukaryota; Metazoa; Chordata; Amphibia; Anura; Ranidae
Product: vomeronasal type-2 receptor 26-like
Exons: 4
Biological process (GO): G protein-coupled receptor signaling pathway
Cellular component (GO): membrane
Molecular function (GO): G protein-coupled receptor activity
Source: RefSeq, a predicted model, not a curated record
CUGUCCCGCUAUGUAAAAGAAGUCCAGUACAAGGAUCCAAAUGGCGAGGUCAUGAUUUUUAAUGAUAAAGGAGAACUGCCCAGACCAAUGGACAUUGUACAUUUGGUUACAAGUAUUGAAGGUAGAAAUAUCACUGAGUGGAUGCUUGUGGGUCACUUUGAUGGGUCCCUUUCAGAGGGUCAUCAACUUACACUAGAACCAGAGCAAAUAUCAUGGAAAGGAGACAAGUUUUGUUGCUGUAACCUUUCUAAUGAAAGGAUUCUGCUAGUACUCCUAGAUGUCUAUUUCUGUCUUCUGGAUCAGAACAUAUUCUGUGGUAUCCAGACUAAUGAAGGGCCACCUUCUGGAAUGGUCCAUGUGUUUCCACCAAUGUAUACUGUUCCAAGAGGUCAAUGCUCCGAGGAAUGUCUUCCGGGGUUCAGAAAAUCUGUAAGAGAAGGAUAUCACCCAUGUUGUUAUAAUUGUGCUCCGUGUUCAGAAGGAGAAAUAUCAAACCAACCUGACAGUGAACUCUGCAAGAAGUGUCCUGAAAAUGAAUGGCCUAACAAAGCUAAAACUAUUUGUAGUGACAAGGUCAUAGAGUAUUUAUCAUACGAGGAGGACAUUCUAGUUUUAUUUUUUUCUAUAACUUCAGUCAUAUUUGCUACAACAUCUCUCCUUAUACUUGGACUAUUUGUUUGGUUUCGGAGCACUCCCAUAGUCAGAGCCAAUAACCGGAACCUCAGCUUCAUUCUGCUCCUCUCCCUCAUACUGAGCUUCCUUUCUGUAUUCCUGUUCCUUGGCCGUCCUGUGGAUAUUACCUGUAUGCUGCAACAAGUCACUUUUGGAGUUCCCUUCACCAUCUCAGCAUCUUCUAUCCUCGCCAAAACCAUCAUGGUCUUCAUUGCUUUUAAAGCCACCAGACCUGGAAGCUCUUGUAGAAAAUGGGUGGGAGUCAAACUUCCCAAUACAGUCAUGUUAUUCUGCUCAUCCAUUCAGGUUAUGAAUUGCAUUCUCUGGUUGUCCAUCUCUCCGCCAUUUCAGGAGUAUGACAUGGACUCCUAUCCUGGGAAGAUCAUCAUUCAGUGUAAUGAAGGGUCAGUUAUCGGCUUCUACUCUAUGUUGGGUUAUAUGGGCUUUCUGGCAGCUGUGAGUUUUCUUCUGGCUUUCAUGGUGAGGACAUUACCGGACAGUUUUAAUGAGGCCAAGUACAUCACCUUCAGCAUGCUGGUGUUCUGCAGUGUCUGGAUUGCCAUGAUCCCGGCCUAUCUGAGCACCAGAGGGAAAUACAUGGUGGCUGUGGAGAUAUUCGCCAUACUGACCUCCAGUGCUGGAAUAUUAUUGUGUAUGUUUUCUCCAAAACUCUACAUUUUACUUUUCAAACCUGAACUGAACACAAGAGGGACAAUGCUGGGGAAGAGAAUGAUGGAAAUGUAACACAUUGAUUCAAUGUAUAAUGCUGUAGAUCAGAUUAAACAAAUUCAGUCAUA